This is a messenger RNA of Cicer arietinum (chickpea), 1175 nucleotides long. RefSeq names its product probable aquaporin PIP1-2. Gene Ontology annotation, molecular function: channel activity. NCBI's taxonomy places the organism in Eukaryota, Viridiplantae, Streptophyta, Magnoliopsida, Fabales, Fabaceae. Gene Ontology annotation, biological process: transmembrane transport. Gene Ontology annotation, cellular component: membrane. The record is from RefSeq and is a predicted model, not a curated record.
AUUCUAGCUAAUAUUAUUACAUUUGUAUUUAAAAAAGUGAGAGCAAAGUAAAAAAGAAGAGAGUUAAGAAUGGAGAAGGAAGAAGAUGUGAAGGUAGGAGCAAGCAAAUUCUCAGAGAGGCAGGCAUUAGGAACAGCAGCUCAAAAUGACAAAGACUACAAAGAGGUACCAGCAGCUCCAUUGUUUGAGCCUGGUGAGCUCAAGUCAUGGUCUUUUUACAGAGCUGGAAUUGCUGAGUUCAUAGCCACUUUCUUGUUCCUCUACAUCACCAUUUUGACUGUAAUGGGUGUCAAUAGAUCAACCUCCAAAUGUUCCUCUGUUGGCAUUCAAGGUAUUGCUUGGUCUUUUGGGGGUAUGAUCUUUGCCCUUGUCUACUGCACUGCUGGAAUUUCAGGUGGACACAUAAACCCUGCUGUGACAUUUGGACUAUUUUUGGCAAGGAAGCUAUCUCUUACAAGAGCUAUAUUCUACAUUGUGAUGCAAUGUCUUGGUGCUAUUUGUGGUGCUGGUGUGGUGAAGGGUUUUGAAGGUAAUGCUAGAUAUGAGUUGUUCAAAGGUGGAGCUAAUUUUGUGAAUGCUGGUUACACUAAAGGUGAUGGCCUUGGAGCUGAGAUUGUUGGUACUUUUGUUCUUGUCUACACUGUUUUCUCUGCCACUGAUGCCAAGAGAAAUGCUAGAGACUCUCAUGUUCCUCUUUUGGCUCCUCUUCCAAUUGGUUUUGCUGUGUUCUUGGUCCACUUGGCAACUAUUCCCAUCACAGGAACUGGCAUUAACCCAGCUAGGAGUCUUGGAGCUGCUAUCAUCUUUAACAGGGACUUUGCAUGGGAUGACCAUUGGAUAUUCUGGGUUGGACCAUUCAUUGGAGCUGCUCUUGCUGCUAUGUAUCACCAGAUUGUUAUUAGAGCCAUUCCUUUCAAGACAAGGGCUUGAUCUUCUUAUCUGUUCUUGUUUGUAAUCUUCUUGUGUUAUGUGUCUCUUUCAUUAGAGGGACAUCUUUUGAAUCUUUUUGUGUUAGUCCAUGAUUUGGAUGUAAAAAUUGUUUCCUUCAUUGAUCUUAGAAGAAUGUGGAUUAUUCUUUUUAUCUUCUAUUAGUUAAUUUUGUUUUUUUAUUUAUGCCCUGUUAGGUUUCCUCUACAUGGUUAACAAUUUUAAUUGAAAGGUGCUACACUAAACCA